Molecule: messenger RNA, 721 nt
Organism: Drosophila pseudoobscura
Lineage: Eukaryota; Metazoa; Arthropoda; Insecta; Diptera; Drosophilidae
Product: thyroid transcription factor 1-associated protein 26
Exons: 3
Coding region: 76-432 (118 amino acids)
Source: RefSeq, a predicted model, not a curated record
ACAGAGACUAGUGUUGCUGUUGCAACAGCUGUUUAAGCACGUUUUUCGUUUGUUUAUAAAAAAAAGUGGAAUAAGAUGAAGCCGAAAACACAAAAGCCGCAGGGAAAACCCAAUAAAAAGCCAACGCACAGCAAGGCCAAGGCCACGCAAUGGCAGAAGCCAAACUUUAAGCAGAAGCACAAGGCGAAGCCGAAAACAGAUAAACCAAACAAGCCCGAGAUCCGCCAAAUGAUCCGACAGCAGAAGGCAUCCAAAGCCGAGGCUGAGCGCCAACAGGUGCGGGCUGAAAAGGAGGCUCGCAUUAAGGCCUACAAGAAGCAGCGCCUCGAAAAGACCAAGGCCAUUAGCAAGCGCACCCAGCGCGGCCAGCCGCUGAUGAAGGAUCGCAUGCAGCUGCUGCUCAAGCAGAUCGAGGAGAUGAAGCAACGCUGACACCUCACCUCAUUACGCGCCUGACUGGAUAUCCACAUUGGCUAGGAUCGGACUCACUCGCUUUGGAUAAUAGUCGUAGCUUAACUUAAUUUAGAUUUAGCCUUAACUUCUUUGCGAUCCAAGAGAUCCUCAGUAUACAUAAUCGUACUGUUAAGGAUGAUUAUGGCCAUUAUAUGGUUAUAUGGCAGAUCCAUAUAGUUUUCUAUGAACUCUUUCAGAGUUUCAGAAGAACCAUCGGAAGCCGGUUAGGGUAACCAUUACAAAUAAAGCUAAAUUGUAAGAAACACAA